GUUACGACACUAUAGCGAGCGGCCAGUUAGCCAGCCGCCGAUUAGACGUGGUGAACACGACGAGUGAUGACGAGGUCUAAUCGGCUACGUAUAAAUGUACCUCGAUCUCAGAGUUGAUUCUAAUCAUUCCGUAUCGAGCGUAAACGCCUUUCGCGCUCGAUAAUUCCAUUGGACCUCAUUGGGGAUUUCAGAUAACGCCGAUGCGAGGGACUGCGUCCUGGCCGGCCGGGUAGGCGCGAGAUACGGCAAGCUAAUAGGAGAUAUUAGGCCGCCGGAGAUGCUGCUGCGGGUGUACUCGUUGUGCAUCCUGGCGCUGGACCUGGUGACACUCCUCGUCGGGGUGUGCUGCACGAUCCUGAUCGCUGUCUACAGAAUGUUCAGACCGCCGCCGUUGAAGAGUCUCAGCUAUGAAGUGGCGAUGGUCGUAGGCGCCGGACGUGGGAUAGGUAAGGAGCUUGCUCUGCAGCUGUGCCAAUUCGGCGUCGUGGUCGCUUGUGUGGACAUCAAUGCGGAAACCUGCGCUGCCACCGUGCAACGUGGCCAGCAGUUGCACGGAGUGUGCAGGAGCUACCAGUGCGACGUGAGAAAUAAAGAUGCGGUUGCCCAAAUUGUGAAUCUUAUUAAGAUCGAGUUGGGAAACAUUACAAUGCUUUUCCACUGUUGCGGCUUACCCAGCCCACGUGCGUUAAUACAAGAAUCGGAAGUACGAGACACCAUGGACGUGUCGGUCAUCAGUCACUUUUGGCUGUUGGAUUCAGUUUUGCCGUGUAUGCGACAAGCUGGUAAAGGACACGUCACAAUCCUGUCCUCCGUCGCUGGUCUCUCCAACGGGUCGAGCGGUCGAGGAACCCGGGUGCCCUUGUCCACCGCGCAAUUCGCGGUCCAGGGGCUGGCAGAAUCCUUGCACAUGGAAUUAAGACACUCAAACAGCAACAUCAUCGUUUCAUUGGUUCACGUUUAUCCAUUUAUCGUCGGGACGGAAGUCGCGAAAGAUAUACGUUUUAGAAUACCUAGUUACUUUGGUACAAUGCCGGCCGCAGAAGCCGCUAGACAAAUCUUAGACGGCGUCCGCCGAAACUAUGCGGAGUUCAGUGUACCGGGAUAUCUGCUUUAUCUCGGGCAUGUACUUAGAAUUCUUCCAAAAAAGGCAUCCUUUAUGUUACGUGAUUUACUAGAUACCGGAGUUGACUUUGCAUAAUGUUGACCUUGCGUAAAUAUAUCUUACAAUUAUAGAUAUAUUAUUAUAAUAAUUAUAGAUAUAUUUUAUUACCUAUUGUAUGUGCAAAUCGCACAAAGAUGGCAUUGAAAUAUUCUCAAGGUGUGAUGGUUUCAUUUUUUAACGGGUUAUCAUCGAUCUUAAAAUUCUUGCUGCAUAAUUUCUCGGCAAGCAUAUAUUUCCAGUUGAUAUUCUUUUUUAUAUUCAUGUAAAAUUAUUUUCUAUAAUGUAUAUUUUACUUACUUCUUAAGAGAAAGAAUGCAACAAAUGUGAGAAUUUAUGUAACAAAAAUAUUUUAUUACUUUUUUAUACACUUGCAGAUUAUAUACGUUUGUCACGAAAAGAAUUGUUUGUUACUUUCAUAUGAUAGUAUGACGUGUAAGUGCACUCGAGUUUACACAUAUACGUUGUCCUUUUUGAACUUAAGCACAAUUACUUUAACUUUUAAUGUAUAUUUGACACAUACAUAUAUGUAAUGUUGAUUGUAAAAACUGAUUUGUAAUUUAGUCUUUAUGCACCAACAGCAAUACAUAUGUGCAAUAUUGAGACUGAUUUGCGAUUUAAUUUCUAUACAUGAAAUUAAUUAUAAUAUAAUUAUAAUACAUUAUGUAUUAUAAUAUAUAAUUAUAAAAUAAUGUAUUCCGUUAUUCCAAUUAAUGAUUACAUUAUAUUGUUGUGAUAUCCACAAUGCAGUAAUUUUUAAACAGAUACGUAUUAUAAAACAAAGUUGUUUAGUUUAUAAUACAUGAGCGAGCAGGCAAGAAAGAAAUGCAAAUCGAAAUGAUCGUUCGAGAGCGCACUUAUAUAAAAUUUAAAAAAAGGCAUGCAUAUUAAAUAUAAAUAAAAAAAUUUUCUGUCAAAUAA
Molecule: messenger RNA, 2080 nt
Organism: Wasmannia auropunctata (little fire ant)
Lineage: Eukaryota; Metazoa; Arthropoda; Insecta; Hymenoptera; Formicidae
Product: 17-beta-hydroxysteroid dehydrogenase 13-like
Exons: 7
Coding region: 278-1198 (306 amino acids)
Cellular component (GO): lipid droplet
Molecular function (GO): oxidoreductase activity, acting on the CH-OH group of donors, NAD or NADP as acceptor
Source: RefSeq, a predicted model, not a curated record